Messenger RNA from Prorocentrum cordatum, 1482 nucleotides. NCBI's taxonomy places the organism in Eukaryota, Dinophyceae, Prorocentrales, Prorocentraceae. The record is from the annotation of a GenBank genome assembly.
UUCCCCCCCUUCCCCUUCCCCUCGUCGGCGUGACCCCCCCUCAUCUUUUGACCCCCCCUCCCUCUUUGCGAGGCAAAGUGGGAGCGCUGCGGCGGCCUGGAGCUCGACCCCGUGCUCGGCAGUGGAGCGGUCGUCCUGAUGGACGCGGAGUGGAUGGUGAGGCGAGCGCGCACUGGCGGCGUCCUCGAGCCGCGCCAGGCGUUGCCGCCGACGGCCUUCAUUUCCCACAGCGCCGUCAAAGCCGCCAGUUCUUCGUUGCUGCACAUCGCGUGCAUAUCACACUGCUGGCUGCAGGCGAACCACCCGGAUCCACGCGGGCACAACCUGCGCAUCGUGGGCCAGGCCCUGCAGCUGCUGCUGGGCUAUGUCGGUGGCCGCUGGGGUGUAUUCAUGGACUUCUGCUGCAUCCAUCAAAACUGCAGGGACCGCGAGGGCGUUCCCCAGCAGCACACCUACCAGCGGCUCGAAGGCUCAGAUUCGUUCGAGGACGAUGCCCUCGGCCGCUUCGAGCUGGAGCAUGCGCUCUUCAAGGAGGCAUUGGGGAGCCUGGGGAGCUUCUACUCCCACCCCGCCACUGUCGUCUUCAUGCUGACGCGGUUUCCAGAUGAUUACGGCGAUGCUGCAAAGUACACCCGGUCGGGCAACACGGAGCAGUACUUCAACCGUGGCUGGUGCUUCUGCGAGUCCUCCUGGGCGAUGCUGACGAAGCCGUCUGGCAAUCUCUGGGACCUCGGCCGAUGCACGGGAGCGGAGACCCACUUCUGGGAGUUGGUGCAGACCUGCCGCGCGGGGCGCCGGGCGCCCCUCCUGCCCGACGCCUUCGACGUGGAGCUGCAGAGCAAGGGCUUCACCAACGGCAAGGACGACCGGCCCCGGGUCGCCGAGCUCUACCGCUCCGCCUUCGCGCAGCGCUUCGAGGCCGCGGAGGAGCUGCACUACGACGGGCUGCAGUGGGGCGACGAGGAGGCGCAGCACCUGGCCGCCGUGCUCGCCUCGGGCGCGCUGCCCCGGCUGCAGAAGCUCUACCUCUGGAACAACCGCGUGGGCGACGAGGGCGCCGCGCGGCUGGCGGAGGCCCUGCGCGCCCCGGGCGCGCUGCCCCAGCUGCAGGAGCUCAGCCUCCGCGGCAACCCGCUCCGCGUGGGCGGGCCAGGCCCGGCGGCGCUGCGCGCCGCGUGGGCGGAGGCCGGGCGCCCGGCGUGCAACCUGUGGCUCGGCUUCUGAGGAGGGCCGGGCGCGGCGCGGCGCGCGGCCGUCCGAGGCGCGCGGCGCGAGAGGCCUCGCCGCCUCCGCCGCCCUCCCGGGGCCCUGCCCCUCUGCCCUCCUCCCCUCCUCCGCGUCUCCUCCUUGCGUUAGCCUCGCCGCCGUCGCCCUCUGCCAAACCCAGGCUGGCUGAGGCGACCUUGGGGGCUCGGAAUUCUAUUUCGUCUGCACAGACGGCUUCCCAUCUAGCCUCGUCUCCCCAAACAAAUGUAGAUGUGU